AUGCUGUUAUGGAGAAUCGAUAAAGGUAGAGUCCCAACUCGUGUCGAGCUGAUAAGGAGGAACGUCGUGGUCCCUAGUGCUACUUGUCCGAUGUGUAAUGCAGCAGAUGAGUCGAUCAGCCAUGUUUUUUUCAGCUGCUACGUUGCUACAGGGGUCUGGUCGAUGGUGUGGAGUUGGUGCAAAAUGGGAGCUGCUUCGUUCCCUGAUUAUGAAUCGGUUCUUAAAUGGCCUAAUUCGAGUUCCAGCUCUGCGAAGGACAAGAAGAUCAUCGGUGGGAUUUUUUGGGCCACUAGUUGGGCUAUAUGGAAAGAGCGGAACAAGGUGGUUUUUCAAAAUGCUGAACCAAAAGUGCCGGAGGUGGUUUCUUUGAUCAAGUCUACGACUUUCAUUUGGUUAAAGUAUAGGUCCAAAAACACUAGGAUUUAUUGGAACGAUUGGGUUAAAAACCCGUUGUAUAUGUUGUAA
Messenger RNA from Helianthus annuus (common sunflower), 465 nucleotides. RefSeq lists its product as uncharacterized. The coding region runs from base 1 to 465 and encodes 154 amino acids. The transcript has a single exon. The record is from RefSeq and is a predicted model, not a curated record. Lineage: Eukaryota; Viridiplantae; Streptophyta; Magnoliopsida; Asterales; Asteraceae.